AUGAUGGAUAACGAAUGUUAUGAAGAAGAAUAUUUGCUGGAUCAGGAGCUCAGCUCUGAUGAAGAUGAUCAUCAUGGAGGCGACCCAAAAAUGAAUGGCAAGAAGGGAGCCGUAAAAUUUUGUGACGAUGCCAAAUUCGUAUCUGCUCAUGGAAAAAUCCUUCUGGAGAAAUCCCAGGCCCCUCCCGUGAAGCUUAAGAAGAAGGAAGCAGCCAAAGAAAUGUGCGUGCAGUUGUUGAUACAGCACGGAAUUGACAUGACCCAUGAGCAGGUCAUGAAAAAAAUCAACAAUAUGAAGGCACGAAUAAAGGCCAAGACGGACCGACAUCAAACGGGAAAUCGAAAAAUUAUUUUAAAAGAAUCGGAAAAAAAGUUUUUCGAAUUGAUGGGAGGAGUCGACAACCCCAGCGUGGCCAAACGUUCUUCAGUUCAGGAAGCAGUUCAUGACGUGACCGAGGAUGGGAACGAGUCAGAAGAAUUUUCGGAUAUAGAAAUUCACAACACGCCUACAAGCCAGAUUGCUCGACAGAAAGUUUCCAAGCAGGGCGUUAGUCAGAAGAUGGUUUUGGAGGAACAACUGAAGCUUAUCAAAGCUCAGCAGUCGUAUACGGCACAGCUACAAGCGCAGCAAGACGAACGACAUCACAAAGAAAUGGAAAUCUUGGCGUUGAAAAAACAAUUAACUUUGUUGAAGUUGAAGGAGAUUCAAGGUGAAAACUAA
This is a messenger RNA of Armigeres subalbatus, 720 nucleotides long. RefSeq lists its product as uncharacterized. The transcript is spliced from 4 exons. Lineage: Eukaryota; Metazoa; Arthropoda; Insecta; Diptera; Culicidae. The record is from RefSeq and is a predicted model, not a curated record. The coding region runs from base 1 to 720 and encodes 239 amino acids.